UUUUUUUUUGGUAGUUGUCAUUGUUGUUUGGCAGGCCCGGUGCAUGUGGCCGGUGCCCUAACCACUGAGCAACAGGCACGCCGAGCCUAAAAAGUUACUUUCCAUUCGCCGCAUUCCCUCUCCCCGCAGAGCAAGCGCUUGAUCCGCAGUUACUGGGUGACGAGGCUCUGAGGGUGAAGCCUUUCCUGGGCUGUCGGGAGAACUCUCACCCAUCCUUCAAAGGGCCCAUCCUAAUCCCAGCCCUUUGGGAGGAAGGAGGAUCCCUUGGGGUCAAGAGUUUGAUACCAGCCUGAAGAACACAGUGAGACGUUUCCAUAAAAAAUUGUUUUAGAUUAGCGAAGCGUGGCGGCGCGUGCCCGUAGUCCGAUCUACUCGGAAGGCUGAGGCAGGAGGACCGCUUCAGCCCAGACGUUUAAGGCUGCAGGGAGUUAGGCCAACGCCAUGGCACUUUCGCCCGGCGACAGAGCCAGACCCCGUCUCAAGAAAACAAAACCGAGUUCCAGGCCUCAGGGCCGCUUCCUCCGCGUCCCGCGGGCAGAUACGCGCGCCCCACGGCACGAAGACGCCGCACGCGCGGGCGGUGUGAGCCCCGGAGGCGGCGCGCGGGGCAUCUCGGGGGAUGUAGUCCCCUAGAAGGUCCGCCCCGGCUCGCGGCCGCGCCUCCCAGCACUACAACUCCCACGCGGCAGCGGGACACUGGCUGCCCGCGCCGGCCGACGGAUCGGGCCUCCGGCUCGCGCUCGGGCCCUGGCUGGCGCCGCGCUGGCGGGGUAGGAAGAUGGCGGACGUGGCCGCGGGCAAGGACAAGUGUGGGGAGCACCGGCUCGUGUCGCUGCCCCUGUCCCGCAUCCGAGUCAUCAUGAAGAGCUCCCCCGAGGUGUCCAGCAUCAACCAGGAGGCACUGGUGCUCACGGCCAAGGCCACGGAACUCUUUGUUCAAUAUCUAGCCACCUAUUCCUACAGACAUGGCAGUGGAAGGGAAAAGAAAGCCCUGACUUACAGCGACUUAGCAAAUACUGCAGAGGAAUCCGAAACUUUUCAGUUUCUUGCAGAUAUAUUACCAAAGAAGAUUUUAGCUAGUAAAUACCUGAAAAUGCUAAAAGAAGAAAAGAGGGAAGAUGAUGAUGAGGAGGAGAAUGACCACGAUGACGAAAAUGACAACGAAGCUGAACCCUAAACUAGAGUUUUAAAAGUCAGCCUGGUGAGGAGCCUCCGGGGUCAGCACAGUUGCUUUGGUAGAUGUGUGGCUGCUACACCUUUAUCUCUCUUCCUUUUAAGAGACUUCCAGUUUAUUGUAUCCUUUCCUGGCUAAGAUCAGCAUCUCAGCACUUACACCACAAACAGUCCCAGGGGAGGUGACCCAGACAGCGGCCUCUGAGAGGGCAUCGCUGCAGUGGGAGGUAACUGAGAAAGCUGCCGGGACGGUCGGGCACUGCUGGUUACUCUGCUCAGCUCCAAACUGGAGAGGCAAAGAUGACUUUGCUUCAUUUUCUAAUUUACAAAUAGAUUUUGAAGAGCUUCUAAAAUACCGGUUGUGUAAAUUCGUAUAUGUAUAUUGUGGAAUUCUUAUAAACAGAUUCAGUUUUAGCUAAAUUUGUAGUUUAUAGGUAGAGUAUGUUACAUCAGAACUUUUAUAUUUUGCAGGUACUGGAUUCAAAUGUUAAUCUUUUAUACUUUUUUCUAUUAAAGAUAUGUACAUAUUUUUACAGAAGUACUUUUCAGAACAAGUUUUAGAGUUUGCUGUUGGUGUAGUGUUCUGUUGUUUACUGCUUGAGAAUUUUGUGUAAUUUAAAAAUAAGCAUUUCCAACACUUUCAUUACUGGAGUAAAAUUCCAAGUCAGGAUUACCAAACAAAAAGAAAUAUUUCUUCUGCAUAUGCAUGUUCUUAAAAUUAAAAAAAAAUAUUUUGUGGGGUGGCGCCUGUGGCUCAAGGAGUAGGGCACCGGUCCCAUAUGCCAGAGGUGGCGGGUUCAAACCCAGCCCCGGCUAAGAACCAAAAAAAAAAAAAAAAAAAUUUGUGUAUUGAUAAUAUCUCUUCUUACUGUUCUUUGCUUUAAAUCCUUUUACUGUCUAAGAGAAAACCAUAAGCCUUAUUUUUUCCCUCAUAUAUGGUGAAUGUUUGACUCCUGUCUCUUCAAUGUCUCUUAAAAAAAAAAAAAGAAUUAUAAUUUACGGGCGGCGCCUGUGGCUCAGUGAGUAGGGCGCCAGCCCCAUAUGCUGAGGGUGGCGGGUUCAAACCCAGCCCCGGCCAAACUGCAACCAAAAAAUAGCCGGGCGUUGUGGCGGGCGCCUGUAGUCCCAGCUGCUCGGGAGGCUGAGGCAAGAGAAUCGCGUAAGCCCAAGGGUUAAGAGGUUGCUGUGAGCCGUGUGACGCCAC
Messenger RNA from Nycticebus coucang (slow loris), 2377 nucleotides. It is a transcript of the gene CHRAC1, whose product is annotated as chromatin accessibility complex subunit 1. The record is from RefSeq and is a predicted model, not a curated record. The coding region runs from base 779 to 1177 and encodes 132 amino acids. NCBI's taxonomy places the organism in Eukaryota, Metazoa, Chordata, Mammalia, Primates, Lorisidae. Gene Ontology annotation, cellular component: CHRAC; nucleus. Gene Ontology annotation, molecular function: protein heterodimerization activity. The transcript is spliced from 3 exons.